Prorocentrum cordatum is the source of this 1039-nucleotide messenger RNA. Lineage: Eukaryota; Dinophyceae; Prorocentrales; Prorocentraceae. The record is from the annotation of a GenBank genome assembly.
AUGGCGCGCCUCAGUAAUGCUCGCGCGUUCAUCAGGGCAAAGCGAGAGGGCAUCCAGGCGCGGUUCUCCAAGGUGGUCCUGGAGCGGAUAAACACCGAGCUGGAUGAGCUGCAGGUGCGCGCGGAGGCCGUGGCCAGGCAGCUCGCAGAUUUCAAGAAGGAGGCGUCGAGGCGGAAGACGGCGGCGGUGCUGCACGACGCGGCGGAGAAGGUCGGCGAGGCCGAGGCGCAGGUGCAGACGCUGGCGGAGGUGGUGAAGCUCUUCCCCGAGAGCUUGGAUGCUGCUUCCGUGGAGAGCCUCGAGUCUGCCUGCGGGCAGGCUGCCGUGGCCGAGAAGGACGCCAGCGAUGCGUACCAGCAGGCGAGGACGAUCCUGAGCGAGAAGCAGGCCUCCGCUCACGAAGCGGCGAUGGUCUCCGCGGUGUCGCAGCUGCUGCAGCGGCUCAGCAAGGCCCAGGUGCAGCUCUCGAAGGAGCGGAAGGCAGCCGUGCUCGGGCAGGGGCUGAAGGCGGCCAAGACCGUGCUGGACCAGCAGGAGGAGAAGAUGAAGGGCGUCGAGGAGAAAGUUGCCAUGGCGGAGACCCUGGCGACGCCGCUGGGCGACGAGCAGCCAUCGGACGAGGCUGUGGAGCGGAUGGGCGCGGCCGUCAUCGAGGCGGAGGCGCUGCUCAGAGCCGCGAUCCAAUCCUUGGACGAGGCAAAGGCCGGCGCGAUCUCCCCGCUGAAGGCAGCGCUGGCCAAGCUGAUAUUGCGAGGGAAGUCGGCUGGCGAGAAGCUUCGCCAGGUGAGGGCGUCCACCAAGGAGCAGCGAGAGCGUGGGGACUGCGGCCGCCUGGCGCAGCAGGCCCGGGCCAUGGUCGACGCCGCGGAGGCGGCGCUGGAGAAGGUGAGCGAGGCAGAGCUGCCCUUCCUGAGGGGUGUUGAGGUGUUGCCGAAGGAGGAGGCGGACAUCGCGAUCCAGGCCUCCGAGCAGGCUGCGGGGGCGGUCCAGCGAGCGAUCGGCGAGGCCCGCGGGUUCAUGGCCAGCAAGUCGAUAGAGG